AGUAAAACCGGUACCGUCCUCCAUGUGCGUCCAAAAUGCAAACAAAGAACUUAAAUUUAUACAAAAGUGAAAUUAUUGCAUAUUUUAGUGUUUAUAUUAUUUAUAUUGUUUAUGAACUAUGGAUGUUAAUAGAAGCUCGUCACAAAAUUUGGAAAAUAUCAGUUUAUGAUUUCCCCAAAGGAUGGCCUAUAUUGAAUUCUCUUAAAGAUGAUACAAACGAUGAGUUAUACGCUUUCACCGAGUACAUGAAAAUAUACUGGCCUUGGUAUAUUUUUCAUUUGGCAGCAACAACUGUGAUACGAAAAUUUAACUACAAAUGGCAAAGCUUAACAAAUGCAAUAGUUUGUCUAAUUAUACUACUAAUGACAAUGAAACUGAUAUCGAUUGCCCUUAUUGGAUGCUUGAUCAUAUCCUAUUACUUUGUAGCCCGUAGAACCUCAAAAAGGUUAACGUGGCUGUUAUCUGUGUUAUGGAUGAUUUCAAUGAUAUUUCUUAAAACGAAUCGUUAUUUACAAGAGGAUCUUGGUUACACUGAGUUUCAUAAUGUGAUGGUUACGUUAUGUUGGUCCAUAUUACGAGGCUGUAGCUACAGUUUGCAAUAUGAAAAGGCCUAUCGCAUAAAUGAAACAAAUCUUAGAAGUAAAUACGCUUUGUCACACUUUUUAGGAUACACAUUAUAUUUUCCUUGUUUAAUGUUGGGACCUUUUAUGGGUUAUAAUCGUUAUAUUAUAUUAGAGCAUGAAAAUAAUCAUUCAGGGAAACAAAAAUUUAAAAUAUUUCUUUGGCAAAUUGCCAGAGUAAUAUUCUGGUGGAUUAUUCUAGAGAUAGCCACUCAUUUUGUAUAUGUUCAUUAUAUGGCUGUGGAUAUAACAGCCGUGGAAAUUCUCGAUACAAAAUUUGGCCUUUAUGCCGUGGGAUAUUUUAUGGGCCAAUUUUUCUUCAUGUUCUAUGUCAUUUCCUACGGCCUGGGCAUAGCUUUUUCCCAAUACGAUGGACUGCAGCCUCCCCGAAAGCCUCGCUGUAUUGGUCUGGUUCAUUACUAUUCUGAUAUGUGGAAAUAUUUUGACGAAGGUCUAUAUGAAUUCCUCUUCACCCACAUAUAUGCUGAAAUGUGCAGCAAAACUUCUUCGGCUUUAAGAAAAAUUUUAGCUACAGGUGCUACAUUUUCAUUUGUUUUUCUAUGGCACGGAUAUUAUGGAUAUGUAUUCUUAUGGAGUAUAUUAAAUUUUUGUUGUUUGGUGGGAGAAAAAAUUGUAAAAGGCCUAAUUAGAUCUCCCAUUUACAGGAGUUUUAUGAAAAAUAACUUAAAGCUUAGUGAUGCAGGUCUUCAGCGCUUUAAUGCCCUAUUGGGUUCACAAAUCUUUAUACCCGCUGCAUUUUCAAAUUGUUAUUUUAUAAGCGGGUUGGAUGUUGGUAAUUAUUUGAUGAAGGGUGUUUAUCAAGGUGGUUGGUGGAAUUAUUUAACUUUAACAUUUUGUACUUACUGUUUCUUUCAAUGCUGUGAAAUAUUACUGCAAACAAAUUAUGUAAAUUAAAACUAAGUUCACUAAAACACUGUAUUUUUGUAAAUAAAGUUCAAAACUGAAAUAAUCUUAAA
Messenger RNA from Calliphora vicina (urban bluebottle blowfly), 1597 nucleotides. RefSeq names its product protein-cysteine N-palmitoyltransferase Rasp (gene rasp). Gene Ontology annotation, cellular component: endoplasmic reticulum. The transcript has a single exon. NCBI's taxonomy places the organism in Eukaryota, Metazoa, Arthropoda, Insecta, Diptera, Calliphoridae. Gene Ontology annotation, biological process: protein palmitoylation. Gene Ontology annotation, molecular function: palmitoyltransferase activity. Bases 36 to 1535 code for a protein of 499 amino acids. The record is from RefSeq and is a predicted model, not a curated record.